Molecule: messenger RNA, 1461 nt
Organism: Lachancea sp. 'fantastica'
Lineage: Eukaryota; Fungi; Ascomycota; Saccharomycetes; Saccharomycetales; Saccharomycetaceae
Source: the annotation of a GenBank genome assembly
AUGUCCCAAUUUUCAGGUUUCGGCGUGGAAGUCGAACUCAAAGAUGGGAAAGUCAUUACCGGAACCGUGGCUAAGGCCAACGGUAAAUCGCUAACCCUCUCAGAUGUCAUAUUCAGUGACGGAGGAACAUCCCAAGUGUUCAAAGUUAAAGGCACGCGCUUGAAGGACCUGAAAGUGGUAUCAACACCCAAACAGAGCCCCGCAGCGAAAUCUGUGAACAAACCUAGCCCCAAAGUAGAGGCUUCUACCACAAACGACUGGCAACACGACGAUGCCACGGUCAUAAAAAACCAAGAGGAUUUCGAUUUCCAAGAAAAUUUGCGCAUGUUCAACAAACAGGACGUUUUCGCCAAACUUAAAGAACAGGACCAAGUUGGGCAAAAUGCCCGUCUUGUAGCUCAUAACGUCCGGGACAGGAAAAUGGAAACGGACGAGCUUGUCAUCCCGGACGCUAAACAGGACAACUGGGAUAGCCUGGAGGAGGACUCGACGCAUACGGAAUACCUGCCCAUCACCAAAUCCAUCAAUAUCACCCAUCUACUGCAAACCGCUGGCGAUACGGAAACGAAAAAUGAUCCAAUGUUGACACAGUUACAGCGGGCACUCAAAUCCCCUCGAUCCUCCUCUGUGUCCAAGGGUGCGGGAUUCGUGGCGGCUUCCACAGGUGUAGCAGUACCCUGCGCAACGCCUGUACAACUCCUAGAGAUUGAACGUGUUUCAAGCGAAUCCUUUGGAUUUACAUCGAAGUUGGCGCUAGAGCACUGGGCAAUUCAUGCGUCGCAGUUCGUCAAGCAGAAGCUGGGAGGCAGGGUCAGAAUGCAUGCUCAAAACUCCAACCCACAGCCGCUGGUAGUCAUCCUUGCAGGCGACAACAGAUGUGGUGCGCGUGGUUUGGCUUUGGGUAGAGCCCUUUGCCAAUCAUCCCUGGUUCGUGUUGUUGUGCUUUUCACAAACACACCUGAAGAUCUUGAGGUCAACGAACAAUGGCAACUAUUCCAGAGAUGCGGCGGUAAGACUGUAGAGACUUUGCAGUCUCUAAAAUCAAGUUUAGAGAAACUCAACUCUCCCGUGGAAAUGGUAUUCGAUGCCAUGCAGGGCUUCGAUUCAAACCUCCAGGAUGUCUGUGCUGACGCUAGCGACGAAGGUCGUUUAGAGGACAUUAUAAACUGGUGCAAUUUACAAAAAUCAAUUUGGUCGUUGGAUAUCCCCAGUGGGCUCGAUGCAGCGAGUGCAAUGCCCAAUUUCUUGGGCGUGCAUGUCAACGCAACAACUGUGAUCUGUUUAUGCUGGCCAUUGACGGGAACAUACAAUUUAAAGACUCAACUUGCCGACAGAGGAGGACUUGAGAUUCAUUUGGUUGAUAUGGGGGUUCCUCAGGCUGUAUAUUCCAUGCGUACCUCACUGCGGAAAUUUCAGAUCGCUGAUCUGUUCGUUACCGAGGGUAUGGUACAGUUGCGUUAG